Messenger RNA from Asterias rubens (European starfish), 2239 nucleotides. Its product is annotated as profilin-4-like. The transcript has 5 exons. The record is from RefSeq and is a predicted model, not a curated record. Bases 643 to 1149 code for a protein of 168 amino acids. Lineage: Eukaryota; Metazoa; Echinodermata; Asteroidea; Forcipulatida; Asteriidae. Gene Ontology annotation, cellular component: cell cortex. Gene Ontology annotation, molecular function: actin monomer binding.
UGUACACUCAAUCGUUUGUGCAAUGUAUAACAUUCUUGUGCAGGAUCAAGGAACACUGUGUAGAUUUUGUGUUGAUUGAUUGAUUGAUUGAUUGAUUGAUUGUUUUGAAUUGAGUUAUUCCUGGGAGUCUAAAUUGGACAGUGCCUUCAGAGUUUGACUACUAGCCGAUAAUUCUCCAUGCCAUGCUCAUUUAAUGUCAGCUACAAUGUAUAAAUUAGUUUGAAAAGUACUACUUUCAUGUCAAAUGUGGUGAUCUAUGCAUCAGAAUCAACACCACCUACAAUAUGUUUAGAGAGUCAUUCUCAUGAAGACACCCCGAUAGAAACUUCUAAUGGUUCUCUCUGGUCCAUGGGAUGCUUGCUAUUGAACUUAUAGUCCUGCCGUGAGAAAAGCAGUUCAGGGUAUAUGGUCGGCCAUCACAAUGGAAUGCACCUGUCUACAUGUACAUGUUAUUAGUUAAUUGAUUGAUGUUCCACAGAUCAACCUUCUUCAGGGUUCCUUCUUUGAACUUUGUGAAAGCAACAUACAAACUUACAGUGCAAGAGACUACAAGUUUACCAGCAUUUUACGGACUGUUGGCCCUUGAAGUUUGUACAGAAUACUGUUACAUUUUUUGGAUUAUUGGCGGUGAAUAUUUGUGUCAUGGUUGAGAUUGGAGAUUAUAUGCAACUGGACAAGAUUGAGGAGUUGGUAAACCUUGUCAUUAACCAUAUCGAUCCUGAGAUCCCACACAGACCAGCCCAGGACAGAGUGAAGAUGAACCAGCUUCAGAAUCUUCUUCAUGAUGCGCUGAUCGCUACGGAGCAUGUUGAGAAUUGCGCCAUCAUCAGACGUAGGGAUGUCUCGCUCAGAGCCAGCUCAGCUGGAUUCAGUGUGAAUUCAGACCAAAUCCAACGAUUCAUUGAUGCAUUUAAAGAUCCCUCAGCCACAAGAGAGAAAGGUUUAUACUUCAAUGAUCGGAUGUAUCAGUGUGUACGUGCGGAUAAAAGCUCCAUCUAUGCCAAAGCAGUGACUGAAAAACUAGGAGUUGUUUUAGUGAGAACUGGUACCCUCAUAUUCAUUGGUACAUACAAUGAAAACAUGUAUGCAAGUGUCUGCGUGGAGGCUGUGGAAAAACUGGCAUCUUACUUCAAAGAGAAAGACAAGUGAAGCUCUCUUCUGCAUCUUCAAGAUCAGACAAGAUUGGGUAUAAGGUCUACGAUGAUCUUAAGAUGGCCAGGGCUUCCCAAAGAUGGCGCAAGAAAAGCCAGUCUUCUUGCUAUGUUCUGCCUCGUUUGAUCUUAUGUUUUUAUCUCAAAAUGAGAUGAAAGUUUGUGAGACAAAACACGAGCAAAUGUGACUGAGCUCUCUGACGAUUGUUCGAGAAAACCAGGUCAUCUUGGCAUCUUCUGCCUCCAUGUGUUUCAAGAGAACAUCAGGCAGAUUGAAUCUUUUAUCUCAAGAUUAUCUCAAGAUCUGUUUUAUCUCAAGAUUAGACGACAGUUUGUGAGACAAGACAAAAGAGCACUAUGGCCGAACGAUGGUUCAGGAAAACCAGGUAAUCUUGCCUGAUAUUAAAGACUUUGCCUUGUGUUUUAUCUUGAUGAGAUGAGAUGGCAGUUUGCGAUACAAGACAAGAGCAAGUAUGAGACAGGUGAGGGGAACGUUGGCCUAGCUCCAGGAUGAUGGUGCGAAAAAACCAAGUCUUCUCGCCGAGUUCUGCCUCUUUGCAUUUCAAGAGAACAUCAGGAAAACAUGAUCUUAGUGUUUUAUCUUGAGAUGAGAUGCAAAUGUUUGUGAGACAAGACAAGAAGAACAAGUAUGAGACUGUUGACAGGAAUACUGGGUGAGCUCUCUGAUAAUGGCGAAAGAAGUUUCAAAACCAAGUCAUCUUUGCAUGUUCUGCUUCAUUUUGUUUCGAGAGAACAUCAGGCAGACUUGAUCAUUGUGUUUUAUCUCAAGAUGAGCAAUUCAUCUUGUCGAGUGCAUCAGGAAAACUUAAAGGCACUGGACACUAUUGGUUAUUACUAAAAAAUAAUCGUUAGCAUAAAACCUUACUCGGUAUCGAGCAGUGGAACGCUGUUGAUAGUAUAACACAUUGUGGGAAACGACUAAAGAGUUUUUUGAGAAGUGGCAAUAUCUCACUCAAAUUUUUUAAUUCAGAUAAAAGUAGUUUGGCACUCAAUGAAAAGACUUCAGGCAUGAAGCUAUUUAUUAUGCAUCUGAAAAGCACACAAAUUAAUUAUGCAACAAGGGUGUU